AAUGUACUUUAUGGUGGCGUCCUAGCGAAUCACUAAAAAUAAAAAUAAAAUUUAGAAGUGUUUAAAAAUUUUAUAGCUUAAACUGGUUGAACAAGCUGUGCAUAACUUAGGCACAUUAACCCAAACAAACAUCUACAUGAAUCAAGACCCACUUAAAACUACUACAAUUGCCACAGUUAGUCUGCACGAAAGGACAUUGACUACAACUCUUAUCAAGAGACGAGAAGGUGUGUUCUGCGAUGACUGAAAAGAAAACGAAGAGGAAUGUCAUCAUUGGCAUCGAUGACAGCGAAUUUUCAGAAUUUGCUUUUGAUUUCUACCUGAAUCAAAUUCGAAAAGAAGGAGAUCAGAUUAUCAUGGUACAUGUUUCAGAGUAUACUUCUUUAGUGCAAGCACCUGUGCUUCUGACUGAUCCAGUUGUUGUCACUGAACUGAUCAAAGAAGAGGAAAUGAAAGUGAAAAGUCUUGUGGAUAAAUACAGCAACAAGAUGAAAAAAAUUCAUCUUGGAGGAAAGGUGAAACAAAUGGCAGGGAAAGUAGGGGAAGCAAUUUUAUUGGCUGCCAAGGAGGAGAAUGCCGACAUGAUUAUCCUUGGAACUCGAGGCAUGGGCAAAAUGCGACGUACUUUUCUUGGCAGCGUCAGUGAUUUUGUGUUGCAUCACUCAAAUGUUCCUGUCCUUGUAUGCCGCCACAAAGAUUAGGGCCAGGAACAGUGGAGAUUUAAGCAAUAGAUUGCCUCCUUAGAAGCAUCUUGAUGCUCUUUGCUUGCAGUAUGCCCCAAAUCUGGGAUAGGCUUAGUUCAAUUGGUUCCUUGCUGGUUUCAUUAUUGCCACAGCUUUAAAAUGUGUGCUUGGAUUGUUUUUAUUUUUUUAAAGAAAAACUGCUAAAAUUCCAUACUGCAGAAAUGAUAUUGCUUCCAAUGCUUAAUUGUCAUUUCCGGGUCGCUUACAUUUAUUUAUAAAUAGUAAUUAUUGUUAAUAACACUUUCAUUACUAUGUAAGUUCAAAUGUUGUAUUCAUUUUUGAUUCAUUUACAAAACAUCUUAUUUAUACACUAUGAUUAUGGUUUAUUAUUCUGUUUAGCUACAGUCAUAAGUAAAUUAUUGUAUGCUUAUUUUGUAGUCAUUAAUAGGCCAGCAUUUUGGAUACAUCACAGCUUUUAUUAAUAAUAGAUGCGAAAGUGAGCAAGGGCUGCUAUUGCUGUGUUGACAGACCUCUGAAUAUUUUUAUGUCACAUUUAAUUUUGUAUGAUUUUUAACUUGUGUUAACUAGCUUUGUCUGGAAAUUGUUAGAAAUAACUUCAUGAUGCAUGUAGUCUGCAUCUUACAUGAAAAUCUACAAAAACUUCAACAAAAAUAAAAGAAGCAUGCAUGCACCUGCAUUUUAUUCUGUCAUAAUGCACCCAAAUAACAUUGUGGUUGUAUAGCAUCAAAUCACAUUCAUGUCAAAGCAUGCACCUGAAGAUGCCAAACAAUAAACUUUUAAAGAAUUAUACAAGAUAAAAUAGCCAGAAUUGUGCAACACGAAGAAUAUGAAAUAUCUUUCAAAAUCAAGCAAAUUCUGCUCGCUCCUUUUUUCGUCUUUAUUUGUUCACUAAUUGUUCAUGUUUGCCACCAGACAUCCAUUUGCUGGCACUUGUGUUUCUUUGUUGUACAAUUGACUAUUGGUUUGUAGUCUUUUGUACACAGCACAUUGUGCUUGCCUCCACGUGGGGAAAUAAGCUCUACAAAUUCUAUUAUUAUUAAUAAACAGGGAUUUUGCAGGGAAAGGUGCUUUACAAAUUGUUAUUAAUAAACAGGGAUUUGUUUUUACUUAUUUACAUAAACAGAAACCAUUUCUGCUGUAUACUCUGCUGCUUAGUGAAAAUAUUUCACCACAUUAUCUCAAGUUCAGGUGAAAUGGCAUUAUCUUGUGUUUAUUUUCUAAUGAAAAUCAGGCUUAUAAAAGUUUAAUAAUUUUAACAUUUAUUAUCUAGUCGAUUUUCUUUAGAGAAUGAUCUAGUCUAUUCUAAAUUUUUUAGAGUAUCUCUGAAAUGGGUAUUUUUGUUAUAAUUUUAUAUGCUGAAAUGAUACCUCUGUUUAUGUUGCUGUAUCAGAAAUGUUAAAAAAAAUUUAAGAGAAGCUUGAAUGUGAUCACCUUUACCUUUCCUCUUGAAAAAAAAUUUCUUGGCUUACACAAAUCAUUUUAAAAAUGAACACCUCAAAACUAUGGACAUCAGAAGGAUGGAAGGAUAAACAUCAGUACUAAUGACUAAUAAAAUACAAAUAUAGAAAAUGCAAAAAAGACUUGGGCAACAAGAACUGAGGGUAUCAUGAUUCUGCAGGAGUCGCGAAAUUAAAAGAUGGACUAACAUUGUGUGGAAUGUUGUUAGGAGUUAUGCACUAGGUAUUUAUGUAGUCUUGGAUUAAUGAGCAUUUAUAAGUUCCUUCUAUACACAAAAAAUAGUGUUGUUGCUGGUAACUGGACCAAGAUUUGAAUGCUUGAAAACCUACGUUUUGAGGAAAUGAUUCAGAACAUUAUCAUUUAAGCCCAACAUCAGUUCGUAACCCUUUUGUUUAAAUGUUGAAGAAUCUUCAAUUCUUGAUAAUAAUCAACAUGCUUUCAUACUGCCAAAAAUGUUUCCCUUGCCCUGAUCAAAAGUAACCAUGUGUUAUUAAUAUUUAUACUUUAGAUUUUGAAUGUUUAUGGUCUGUGUAUGUGUAUAGAAAGAAUGUGUAUUCACAAGAUAUUUUCUAAUUAUAUGAACCAUAUAUCUUUUUGAAAAUUGUGUAUAUUAGUGAGAAAGUACUUAUAUUCACAGAGGAAACUUAUCUUUGCUCUUGGGCUAUUUAUAAAAUCAUGUAAAAGACGUA
This is a messenger RNA of Pomacea canaliculata, 2851 nucleotides long. Its product is annotated as universal stress protein in QAH/OAS sulfhydrylase 3'region-like. The coding region runs from base 240 to 701 and encodes 153 amino acids. Lineage: Eukaryota; Metazoa; Mollusca; Gastropoda; Architaenioglossa; Ampullariidae. The record is from RefSeq and is a predicted model, not a curated record. The transcript is spliced from 4 exons.